AUGUCGCAGUCUUACCACUGCAGUCAAAUAAAUGUGCUGCCAUUCUCCAGCAUGGAUCCUUCUCUUUGUCUGGGAUUCCUCCUCAACACGAAGGCCGAGCGAGAUGGCUUCUUCUCCACGUUUGAACUGAAACAACGAUUAGAAACGACGCCGCUCUUUAAUGUCGUACAGAUGGCCAACCCAUUUGCUCAGACCUCCGGUGCAGAUACGGGUGACGUGGUGUCAGGAUCUGGCUCGUGCGAGGACUCCAAUUCCGAUGAUUUUGAGAUUAUUUGA
Messenger RNA from Sphaeroforma arctica JP610, 276 nucleotides. RefSeq lists its product as hypothetical. Gene Ontology annotation, molecular function: protein-phosphatidylethanolamide deconjugating activity. Lineage: Eukaryota; Ichthyosporea; Ichthyophonida. The transcript is spliced from 3 exons. The record is from RefSeq and is a predicted model, not a curated record. The coding region runs from base 1 to 276 and encodes 91 amino acids.